Sphaerodactylus townsendi is the source of this 1179-nucleotide messenger RNA. It is a transcript of the gene IMMP1L, whose product is annotated as inner mitochondrial membrane peptidase subunit 1. Gene Ontology annotation, molecular function: serine-type endopeptidase activity. The record is from RefSeq and is a predicted model, not a curated record. The transcript has 9 exons. NCBI's taxonomy places the organism in Eukaryota, Metazoa, Chordata, Lepidosauria, Squamata, Sphaerodactylidae. Gene Ontology annotation, cellular component: membrane; mitochondrial inner membrane peptidase complex. The coding region runs from base 587 to 1087 and encodes 166 amino acids.
AUCUUAGUUUCCGCUCUGUUGACAGCGGGGCGACAGUCGACGCGAGGACUGGCGGGCUGAGCCAAUAGGAAGCGCCUUUGCGGGCAGGCGCAGUUGCGUUGCCGGAGGUUUUCCUUGACUGGCGAACUGAGAAGAGCGUGGUCAACUACACUACUACAGCUUGCUGCAGCUUGGUGCUACAACUUGCUGCAUGAAUUAUUUUAAAGUGCUCAUACUGAUUAUAUGCAUAUAUUCCGUUAAGCACAAGGAUAAAAAUGAACGGAAACUGAAAAGCACAGAACUUUGUCCAUAGAAGAACAAAGUCUCCUGAAGUAUAUUUCAUUUCCUAAAAACACUUUUGGGGGACUAGAAGUGUCGGUGGAAGCAAUGACAUCCAUGAGCACCACAUUGGGGACACCUGUGCUGGUCUGUUUUGUAGUAUGUAUGCACAUCAUAAAAGUUACGAAAUAAUCAAUUCUGUGUUGAUAAUGAAAAUUAGGGUCACAAUGUUACUAUAAGGAAUCAUUCACUCAUUUUGCAUGUCUGGAGGCAUUUGAGAGUGCAGUUUGCGUAUCGUUUGGACAAGUUUCGUAACCAAAGCACUGCUAUGUUACGAGAUGCCAUGGGAAGGACUUUUCGACUUCUUGGGUACACUAUUCAGUAUGGGUGUAUAGCUCAUUGUGCCUUUGAAUAUCUCGGUGGAAUUGUUGUGUGCUCAGGACCUUCAAUGGAGCCUACAAUUUAUAAUUCAGAUAUUGUGUUUUCAGAUAAUCUCAGCUGCCAUCUUUAUUCCAUUCAGAAAGGUGAUAUUGUCAUUGCAAAAAACCCAAAUGAUCCAAAAUCAAAUAUCUGUAAAAGGGUAAUUGGCUUGGAAGGAGAUAAAGUCUGUACAAGUGGUCCUUCAGAUUUUAUUAAGAUGCACAGUUAUGUACCUAAAGGACAUGUUUGGUUAGAAGGUGAUAAUCUCAGAAAUUCUACCGACUCCAGGUGUUACGGUCCUGUUCCAUAUGGGCUGAUAAAAGGACGUAUUUGCUUUAAGCUAUGGCCUCUGACGGAUUUUGGAUUUCUGCGUGCAAGUCCUAAUAGUCACAGGAUUUGUAAGAACUGAGUGAAUUAUACACAUUUGAGUCCUCCUACAGCCUUAAAAAAACAAAUCUCCAUAAAGAUAUUUUUAUAUACAAUAAAAAAUUGUGCAACUAA